This is a messenger RNA of Stomoxys calcitrans (stable fly), 1425 nucleotides long. It is a transcript of the gene Coq9, whose product is annotated as ubiquinone biosynthesis protein COQ9, mitochondrial. The coding region runs from base 38 to 1114 and encodes 358 amino acids. Gene Ontology annotation, biological process: ubiquinone biosynthetic process. The record is from RefSeq and is a predicted model, not a curated record. Gene Ontology annotation, molecular function: lipid binding. The transcript has 4 exons. Gene Ontology annotation, cellular component: mitochondrial inner membrane. Lineage: Eukaryota; Metazoa; Arthropoda; Insecta; Diptera; Muscidae.
UAUUUACAAGUGUUACUGCAAAGACGUCUUAAAAAAUAUGGCAAAUUUUAGCGCUUUAAACCGAAUGAUAAAGUUGCAAAUAUUAUUGAAUAGUAAAAAUGUACAUCUAAGUCAUAUUGCUUGUCGUAACCUAACCUGCUCUUCAGUCUUAGCUCUAAGAUAUAAACAAUCACAGACGACACAAGAGCCACCUGAACAAUGUCAACGUACCCAACAGCAUUGGAAUUCGCAUGCCUCUAAUCGAAGUACAAAGUAUUCAAGUUCAAAAUCUUUUUUAAAACAAACACAGAACUCCACACCACUAACCUCAAGUCAGCGAACAUUGUGCACAAAAUCCGCCGAAUCCAUUGAGGAUUUUAGGUCACGCGAAGAAAAACGUGAAGCUGAAUAUGAACAACAACAAGAAAAGGCCAAGAGUCAGCAAGAGAACGAGGCAAGAAAUGCCAAAGCUGAGGCGGUGCGUGUGAAAAUCUUGGAGGCUUCACUGCAACAUGUGCCCACAUUAGGCUGGACACGUAAAGCGAUUGUGCAGGGGGCUGAAGAUGCAGGUUAUCCCAGUGUGGUGCAUGGCAUGUUUCCCGAUGGAGGUUUUGAUUUGGUGGCCUACUUCAAUGGCAAAUGCAAUGAUGAGGUUUUGGCCACUAUGCAAAAGGAAACCGAAAAUGGGGCAAAAGAGAUUUCCAAUCCCUUGGAAUUUCUGGUGCGUUUUGUACGCAUGCGUACCGAGAUGACAAUACCCUACAAGGCACAAUGGCCCCAGGCGGUGGCUCUAAUGGCUUUGCCAAAAAAUGCGCCCACGAGUUUGGCCCAGCUAUUGACACUGGUCGAUGACAUUUGUUAUUAUUCCGGCGAUCGUUCGGUGGAUAUCGGCUGGUAUACCCGUAGAGUAGGUUUGGCUGGCAUUUUCAAAAUGACCGAGUUGUAUAUGCUGCAGGAUAAUUCUUUGGAUCACAGCCAAACCUGGGAGUUUCUACAAAAUCGCAUGGAUGAUGCCAUACAAUUGCAAAGUACCUUUAUGAAAAUGGGUGGAGUUACCAACGAAGUUCGAAAAUCCUUUAAUUCAACUUUUAUAACAGCACGUAAUAUGUUAGGCUUGAAUUACAACAAGUCAUAGAUUAUCAACCCACACUCUAUGUACAAAUGGCCACGCAGACACUCACAAAUUCCCACUGAUGUUGCCAUAUUUUUUUAAAUGGCUACGAUUACUUACAAAUGCUGACGUUAUUUUACCCUUUCAAAAUUUCUUACGACUAAUCUUCUACACCAAAUCAGACUUGACAAAGAAAGUCUGACGUUUUGUUAUUUAUAUUUUUGCCUUUUUGUUGAUAGUAUGAUGGAGAAGAUCUGUGCUAUGGAUAAUCUUAAGUAUUGUUUUUUUUUUUUUAAUAUAAAUAAAAUGGAAUAUAUGUAAAUUGAAAAACUAAA